AUGGCUGAAUCCACUAGGGUUAGGGUUCCAUCACAAUCACCAUUAUCAACAUCACCUAACCCUAAAAUUUGCUACAAUCACGCAAUCAAUUGCUGCUCUGCUCGAUCAAUCCUCGCUAAUCAUGCCAAUUUCAUCAACAGUGGAGCGCCGGAUAGGUUCAUGUACUUCAAUCACGAUGGAUCCUGGAUUGAUUUUGAAAACGAAGUUUUGGAGUCUCUCAAGCCAGUUUUCUUGGACGGCAAGGCGGUGAUUGAAGUAUCGUUUGGUGAGUCAAGGUAUUUAUUUGAUUUUACGCGGAUGUUGCAAAUUGAUUUUGAUUCAGGGAUUCAAAGAUCAAUUGCGUGGAUUGAUGUGAAUGGGAAAUGUUUUUUUCCUAAAAUGUUUGUGCGUGAAGAUUUUGGGGAUAAUUUAGAGGAUGAGGGAUUGAAUAGUCGUAAAAUUGAAAUCGAAAUCAAUAUUGAUGGAAAUUCAAUUAAGAGAAACAGGGAGGAUUUUGAUGAUAACGAUGAGCUUGAGUUUAGUUCGUCGAAGAAAGAAGAGGAGAGUGGAUUAAAACGGCAGCGUUUGGGUAUGCGUGAUGUGGGAAAUCCUAGGUGGCUGAAUUCGAGGGUAUUGAGAGAAGAAGAGAAGAGUUAUUCACUUGUGAAGAAUUAUUUUUUGUCUGGUAUGAAGAAAAUUGAUCCCUGCGUUGUGAUUGGUGCAAUUCAUCAAUGUACGCGCAACGGUCAUUUAGAGGAGGCUCGUCAAGAGGUGUUUCAAAAGCAGAUUGAGAUUACAAAGGCAGCCAGAGGUGCUUCGAAUACAGUGUAUGCUUGGUAUGGGGCGCCUGCUAGGGAAGUGGAAAGUAUUCUGGCCCAUGGGUUUGGUGGGCCUUGCAAGGUUUCUGCUAUUGAAACUUAUGGUGUUGGUGUAUAUUUGUCUCCUUUUGGAUUGCCCCAUAUGAGCGCCAAGCUCUCAGAGGCAGAUGAUAAUGGCGAAAAAUAUAUUAUACUAUGUAGAGUAAUAUUAGGUAAUGUUGAGAAAGUAGCGGCAGGCUCUCGACAGUAUUAUCCCUCUAGUAUUGAUUUUGAUACUGGCGCUGAUGAUCCCAAGAAUCCCAAUUGGUAUAUUGUUUGGUCGAGCGUUAUGAACAAUCAUAUCAUCCCCGAGUGUGUUGUGAGCUUCAAAUCUUCUGUUAAUGUUCCAGGUCAAGUGAGAGGAUCAUCUUAUACAAAGUAUUCCCUUGAGAAAUUGUUUUCAAAGUUGAGGAGUUGGCUUCCUCCUGGAAAAAUUAGGGAAGUGGCAAAGCUAUAUGAUGUUUAUAGGGCUGGCAAGUUGACCAAAAAUAUUUUCAUAAGGCAUUUGCGAUGUGUUGCGGGGGAUGAUGUUCUGCUAUCUACUAUUCGGGAGAUUCAUCAUGAGAAAGGCAAGGAUGGAUUGCUCUGUUCUGCCUGUCUUUGCUUCAUCGUAUGUCAUACUUUAAGUUUGAACAUGCUUCCUUUUAUCUAUGAGCAUCACUUCAUUUUCUCCAAAGUUUCGUAUAUCGGAGACAUUGUGCAUUAUCUUCGAAGCUUACUGUGUUUCGAGAGAAUUCUUAACUUGAAAGCAGGAAUAGCUGAUGGUACUUAUCGUGGUUUAUACUUUCUGCCUAGAAUACUGGAUCUGCCCUUGCUCGUGUUCUUUUACCUUGAUUCAAAGAUAGGGAUAAUGCUGCUUGGUAGGAGACGGCUUGAUAAGCUGUCCGUUUUGGCUAAUCCAAUGGCAGUUCUUAAUGGCCUUGAUAUGCAGUGGCGUGAAGAAGUUGCUACGGUGUUGCAGGUUUAA
Messenger RNA from Dovyalis caffra, 1803 nucleotides. The record is from the annotation of a GenBank genome assembly. NCBI's taxonomy places the organism in Eukaryota, Viridiplantae, Streptophyta, Magnoliopsida, Malpighiales, Salicaceae.